This is a messenger RNA of Leptosia nina, 2283 nucleotides long. The record is from the annotation of a GenBank genome assembly. Lineage: Eukaryota; Metazoa; Arthropoda; Insecta; Lepidoptera; Pieridae.
AUGUCGUCGAAGGCUGCCAAUAAUAAAAAGAUGAAGAAGUUAACGCCUGAGAAACGGCAGGCGUUUGUGCGCCUGAACAACGCUAAACAAGUUGGCAAUUAUGAAUUGCCGGACACGGUUACUUCGAAUGGGAAAGGAAAGGGAAAGAGCACCGAACCUGACCAUCGGAUUCCCUGCCCCGGUGUGCCGUCCACUCCUCCCCCAAGAAUACCUCAACCAUGGGAGAAGCUUCUGUGUGACGAAACGAUAAAGAAGGAUAUUGACGAUGACGUCAUCAAAGGCACGACUCGAUCGCCCGGACUGACAAAAGCUAGACGGAGAAAGAGGGUGCAGGAUAUGGAGAUGGACAAAACGCCGACUGCUUCUCGAGCGAAGUCUAGGAAGCGGGACAUAAAGCUCAGUUCGCCAACGGGAAAUCAAGUCAAGGAACGGCCUAGCACCCCGUUGGGUGACAUUGAGUUCCAAAAUUAUACGCUUACCUCCAGCAUUUUGGCUAAGGCGCUGGGUUCGGGCAGGAGCGCCAAAUCUAAGAACUCCCUCGAAAAUGAUGUUGAGAUCGAGCGCAACAUGGGGUCAGAGGCUAGUAGCGGAAGCGAAAUGGAUGUCGAGGAGGAGAAUCUUCUGAAGAACGCCAUCGCCAAGGAUCUGGAUGAGCCGAACCCCACGGAGGCCGUGGAACUCAUGCGCCUGGACGCCGAGGAGGACCAAGCCAUACGUGGUAUGGUCGAGAGCGACGCCGAUGUGUUAAAUUUUGAUUGGUCGUCGAAAUACAAAAAUUUCGAGGGUGUCAGGGAGGCAUUUAGUGGGCCGUCAGGCCCAACUUUCAACACCUCGGGGAUGUCUCCACUCCGCGUAUUUGAACAAAUCUGGAAUACCAGCAUUAUCGACCACAUUGUAACAGAAACUAACAAUUACGCACGUCAGCUUCAGGACCAAAGAGCUCAAAAACGCUCGUCGAGAAUAUCCCGAUGGAAGGAGGCUACCAGGGAGGAAAUAUGGCGUUUCCUCUCCAUUUUGAUGCUGCAAUCAUUAGUAGUCAACAACGUGGAAAAAGAAUACUGGUAUCCCAGCAAUGAUCAUUUGCGAAUAGGAAAUUUCAACAAGAUCAUGACCCACAACCGCUUCCUAUUGAUAAAGAGGUGCCUUCACUUUAUAGACAAUUCCUCCUUGCCUGCACGUCCCUCCAAACUGGACAAGAUCAUGCCCGUUAUUGCUCAUUUAAAUGAUAAAUUUAGCACUUUGUACCUUCCCGAGCAGAAUUUGGCAAUCGACGAGUCGCUCCUUCUAUGGCAGGGGCGACUCUCGUUUGCCCAAAAAAUUGCUACAAAAAGAGCUCGGGAAGGUAUAAAGAGUUAUGAAAUUUGCGAAUCCAGGACGGGCUACCUGUGGAAAAUGGAGAUUUAUACAGGCAAGCGUCAUCUUUAUGCCCCGCAAGAAGCGUGUCCGGUGCCUAUUGAAGGCCAGAAGGCGGAGCAUAGGCUAAAUAACGCCACAUCUCAAAUUGUUUUGAAUUUGAUGAGGCCAUUACUUGGGAAAGGGCACACCUUGGUCAUGGACAACUACUAUAAUUCCCCUUUAUUAUCCAGGCUCCUCAAAGCAAAACACCGAACUGAUACGAUGGGCACACUCCGGUUGAGUAGGGAGUUUAUCCCCGAGGGAUUGAAGACGAAAACUAAAAAAAAUAUGAAGUCGGGUGAAGUGUGCUUUAGCUCCACCAAAGAUAUCUGUGUGCUCGUGUACAUGGAUAAAAAUAUUGUGCCCAUGAUUUCGACAUUCCAUCCGCCCGAAGUCGGCGGAAAAUCCAAAUACGGGUACUACAAGUACAAGCCAAAAGUAAUUGCAGAUUACAACCUCUCGAUGGGGGGCAUCGACCAAAAAGAUCAGCUGCUCAGCAGUUACCCAAUAGAGAGGAACAGAAAUCUCAGCUGGUACAAAAAACUAUUUCGCCGACUUCUGAAUGUGUCUAUACACAAUGCGUCGGUGAUCUAUAACCACGGCCGCACAGGAUCUCACAAGUUAGUUAACAGAUCGUUCCGGCUCCAGCUUUUGACAGAAAUGCUGAAGAAGUACUCGCCUGACACCCCGCAAACACCCCAACAACCACAACCGCCACCGUCACAAAUGCACUUACCUGUGAAGGUAAAAACGCAGCGGUGCAGAUUAUGCUAUAGGAAUAAAGUGCGACGCACGACUGUGUGGCGUUGUGGCACGUGCCAGGUUAAUUUGUGCAUCGACGGGUGUUAUGCAGUGCACCAUAGAGAUUUAGAAAGUGAAUCACUAUAA